Messenger RNA from Sphaeroforma arctica JP610, 690 nucleotides. RefSeq lists its product as hypothetical. The transcript has 4 exons. The coding region runs from base 243 to 527 and encodes 94 amino acids. Lineage: Eukaryota; Ichthyosporea; Ichthyophonida. The record is from RefSeq and is a predicted model, not a curated record.
GGCGUAGUGUGGCGCAUAUUGAUACCAGUGACAGUGCCGCAGUGGUGUCUACGUUUAGAGUUCUCAUUCUCAUACUCAUCCGUUAGUAGUAGAGCGAGAUAUUUUGGUUUGAAUGUGGUCGUCCGUGUACAAAUAUAUUAUAGAGCUGUUGGUGCAGACUUUCACACUUUGUAUGUGUAAGUAGCCGUGUAGGAGAACAUCCUCUAAAGUCGGGAUCGUGGAUCACAAAAGGAAACGUAAAUAUGGUGCGCCAUAUUCAGGCCAGCGACUACAUAGAGCCAAAUUUCCGGAAGAAAUGCCACGAAAAGGCCAAGGCAAAUCGGUUUAAGACUCGCAGAACACCCAGUACUUUCCAAUCACCGGAGGAGGUACAUCGAGAGACGACUGCUCCUAUCCUGCUCUUCGUACCUGCGCGAAAAGUGACUAACCUUCCUAAAAAUUUAGUAGUGGAGCAAUCGAGUCCACGACCUGAACCAGUUAUAGGAGCAAGUGUAGUGCAGGGCGAAUGCUCCGACGGCUUCUUGUGAAGCCACCUUUGAACAAGAAAGUCGCUGAGAUUACAGUAUGCAGUGGUAAUUCGUAUCGACGGCGUGCUUUGAGAUCCGUGUAGUUUUGUAAUCAUGGGUAUCAAACAAAAGACACCAAACAUUUGCUAUAUCACUGUGUCUGAUUUCGAGCACAGGUAUUUCC